This is a messenger RNA of Carcharodon carcharias (great white shark), 2647 nucleotides long. Its product is annotated as E3 ubiquitin-protein ligase ZFP91-like. Lineage: Eukaryota; Metazoa; Chordata; Chondrichthyes; Lamniformes; Lamnidae. Gene Ontology annotation, cellular component: nucleus. Gene Ontology annotation, biological process: regulation of transcription by RNA polymerase II. The coding region runs from base 17 to 1966 and encodes 649 amino acids. The record is from RefSeq and is a predicted model, not a curated record. The transcript is spliced from 10 exons. Gene Ontology annotation, molecular function: DNA-binding transcription factor activity, RNA polymerase II-specific; RNA polymerase II transcription regulatory region sequence-specific DNA binding.
GUUGACUUGAUAGUGUAUGACCUUAAUUUUUAUAUUUCUCUGCAGUUUCUCAGCAAGGAGCCGAGGGAGCUGUUCAGGGAAGGUUUGUUCGGCUGAAAACAUUGACCAUUUGCACACGUCUUGCGAUGCCCUGCGUCAACUGAUGGUCUGGUCACAUGACCAUAGCAGGGAGUGUGGCUUCAUCCCGAACCUGAAGUCAAUCGUGUCAGGGCGUGUAGAAGACUCAGUGACUGUGGUGUGGAGCUGUGCCGGGGGCCAUUCCUACUCUUGGGAGAUGCUGGCUUUAAGAAAGGGAGUGGAGGAAGGUGGCGGAGAGCAGAGGGCAGCUCGGGCUCCUGCACGCAGCACUGGCCGGCCCAAGAGACGGGUUCUGAGCACCUUGCCGGCCAAUGGCAAGCGGGCCCGGCUGGGGUCAGAGAGAGUGACAAAGGAGGGAUCUCAGGAAGUGUUUAGUGACGAGCAAGUAAAGGAGAGAGACUCCAGCGUCACAACGGAUGGCGACGCAGGAGGGGCAAGCUGCCAAAUGAGAAAGGAUGGUGAACCUGCGAGCAGCAUUCAUGCAGUAUUACCUGAGGCCCAGGAAGAGGCUGAGACCCCAACACCACCGGUACAACCUGUCCAGGCAGAGGGCGAGGGAAAGGCAGGCGACAACCACAGCUUUGAGCAGCCCACCCUAGUGGAGAGUCUCCCAGCCACUCCGAGCCAAGAAGAUGUCACUCCACAAGGUGCCACAACCCCAGGCAGGCCCCGGAGAAACUGCAGGAAAGCAGGCCGUACACCAGCACAACUGGACAAUGCUGACCUACUGCAGCUAGUGUGCGAGUCAGACAGUGAGGACCAGCCAAAUGAAAAGGCAAAUACCAGGCAGGAGGAGCAGCAGCAGGAAGGUUCCCAGGAGUCAGAGAUGCAAGUUGCAGAGACGGAGCUGAUGUUGACUAGUGACGAUGAUUGUGACGAGGAUGAAGAGGAGUUAACUGAAGUAGACUCUGAUGAUGAAUAUCAGUUCUUUGAUGAUCCCAAGGACGAAAACUACAUUCCCUCGUCAGAAAGUGGUUCUGACCGAGAGAAGAGGAGGGGAAGACCUCGCAGAAACAGUACGAAGAAGCCACCAGAUGAAACCAUAAACAGGAAAGCUCAGAAACGUCGAGGGAAGCGAGACCCAAGUGAGCAACCGAAGAAAAUCCGGAAGAAGAUACAGAAACAGUACGUUCGCUGUGAAUUUGAGGGAUGUGGGAAAAUAGUCUCCAAUCCUCAGUAUUUAAAGCGCCACAUGAAGUACCAGCAUUUGCUGCACCGAACCUUUGCCUGCUCCUAUCCCAGCUGUGGACGCAUCUUCCGCUUCAAGACACAGAUGGAGGAACAUGAAAAAUUGCACAGUGAUCAGCGGAAUUACAUCUGUGAGUUCUGUGGCCGAGCUUUCAAAACGGACAAGAACCUUGUGGUGCACAGACGGAUUCAUACAGGAGAGAAACCCCUGCAAUGUGAGAUCUGUGGAUUUACUUGCAGACAGAAAGCCUCCUUGAACUGGCACAUGAAGAAACAUGAUGCCGAGUCUGGCUACCAGUUCUCCUGUGACAUUUGCGGGAAGAAAUUUGAGAAGAAGGACAAUGUGUCAGCCCACAAGAGCAAGAGUCACCCAGAGAUGUUGCUGGCCUCUGUCACCAGCCUGGCAGCUCUGGAAGAGAGUGGAGCUUUUGGGGAAGGGCCCAGCUUUAUUCAGAGUUCAACUUUUGUGGAAGAGCAGCCUCUGACUGGAGAUGGCAGCUUGGAGGGAGAGUCUCGUCUGGAAGGGUGGACUCGUCUGGAGGAAGGCAGUUGUCUGGAGGGUGGGAUACGUCUGGAGGUGUGGACCCGUCUGGAGGAGAGGAGCCAUCUGGAGGAGGGGAGCCGUGUGGAGGAAGGCAGCCGUCUGGAGGAGGGCAGCCGUCUGGAGGAAGGCAGCCACCUGGCAGCUGAGGAGCCUUAAUAUUGUCUCCCCCAAAAGGACCUCAUGACAGAUAUUUAACUGUAGUCAUUGGCCUUAAUCCUGAGAGGCAGAGGGACAGGCCUGGUCUCCUCUCCAGGGAACUGGAGCAGGGUGGGGGAAUCGUGCCCCCUAUGAGGGGCUAAAGCAAGAGGUGGGGUGUUCCCUCCGAGGGGCUGGAGUGAUGGGAGUGUGUCUUCUCCAAGGGGCUGGAGCGACAGGGGUGUGUCCCCUCCGAGGGGCUAGACCGACAGGGGUGUGGCCCCUCCGAGGGGCUGGAGCGACAGGGGUGAGUCCCCUCCGAGGGGCUGGAGUGAUGGGGGGGUUGUCCCCUCCGAGGGGCUGGAGCGACGGGGGGGUGUCCCCUACGAGGGGCUGGAGCGACAGGGGUGUGUCCCCUCCAAGGGGCUGGAGUGACGGGGCUGUGUCCCCUCCGAGGGACUGGAGCGUAGGUGCGUGUCCCUCCGAGGGGCUGAAGCAAGGGGGUGUGUCAACUUCGAGGGGCUAGAGUGACGGGGGGGUUGUCCACUCCGAGGGGCUGGAGCAAGGUAUGUAUACUCCCUGAGGGGCUAAAGCAAGGGGUGGGGUGUCCCCUCCAAGGAGUUUGUGUCCCUCCCGAGGGGCUGGAGUGUGGCAACUGUAUUUGGAAGAACCACACAUGGGAGGGGAUCUAGUUUGCAGUUU